AUGGCCGCAGUGAAUGGGAAGAAAACAUCGGAAUCGAGCGAUUUCUCACCGUACAGAUCCGAUGGAAAGCUAUACGGAUUCGUCUGCAUCGUCACGGGCGCAACACAGCCUAUAGGAAGAGCAAUCGUCCUCGAGCUGGCAGCACAUGGAGCCGCAGCGAUAUAUGCCUGCUCAGCAUUGGCCAAAGACGAUUUCGCAAGUCUCGAGAAGGAAGUCAAUAACCUCUACCCAAACACCAAGGUCGUCGGAUAUCCCUUCAAGCUAGCGAACGAAGAAGAUACGUUGCAACUGAUCGAUGAUGUUCUGAACGCGUGGGGACGGCUCGACAUCUACGUAACCUCUUCAGGCCUCCUAGGCCCGCCCUCAAUCGCCGAAACGACACCAGCAGACCUCUACAAACUCUUUGAAGCCAACUCCAUGGCACCUUUCUUCGCUCUCAAAUACGCCCCUCCCGCAAUGCAGAAGACGACCCCCAAAGGCAACUACCCGAACGCUACACCGAAAGACCAACCUUACGGAAGCAUAAUCGUAGUAGCAUCUGUUGCUAGCACGAUAGGAGGCUGCUGGGGUCCAGCAUUUACAAUGUCGAGCCAUGCUGCGCUAGGAGUCGUAAAAGCUGGAGUAGCCACGCUGAAAGGCACUCUAGUAAGAAUCAAUUGUAUCAGUCCAGGACAAAUCGACAUCGGGGUGGAUCUGCAGAAUCUGGAUCGAAGAGGUCUGGAGCAUCAGCUACCUCCGAGUAGACUACAAUCGAAAGAGGUGCAGAAGCAGAUGGUAGGUUUGGAAAGAGCAGGACUGCCGUCUGAAGUUGGAAGAGUAGCAGGUUUCCUCGCCUCUGGCUUCUCAAGUUAUAUUACAGGACAAAAUAUUGUGGUCGAUGGUGGUACUAGUGUCAUGAAUCCAUUAACAGUGCCCCUGUAG
Messenger RNA from Pseudocercospora fijiensis CIRAD86, 921 nucleotides. RefSeq lists its product as uncharacterized. The coding region runs from base 1 to 921 and encodes 306 amino acids. The transcript is spliced from 2 exons. Gene Ontology annotation, cellular component: peroxisome. The record is from RefSeq and is a predicted model, not a curated record. Gene Ontology annotation, molecular function: trans-2-enoyl-CoA reductase (NADPH) activity. NCBI's taxonomy places the organism in Eukaryota, Fungi, Ascomycota, Dothideomycetes, Mycosphaerellales, Mycosphaerellaceae. Gene Ontology annotation, biological process: phytol metabolic process.